Messenger RNA from Coccinella septempunctata (seven-spotted ladybird), 873 nucleotides. RefSeq lists its product as uncharacterized. The transcript has a single exon. Bases 1 to 873 code for a protein of 290 amino acids. NCBI's taxonomy places the organism in Eukaryota, Metazoa, Arthropoda, Insecta, Coleoptera, Coccinellidae. The record is from RefSeq and is a predicted model, not a curated record.
AUGACAUAUAACGCGGUGUCCCCAAAGUUUUAUGCCCUACCCAAGAUCCAUAAACCACAGUUGGCAGUGAGACCAAUCAUAUCUAGCAUUGGUGGACCCAAUACAAAAAUCUCGAUUUUCAUAAGAAACAUUUUAACAGCUAGUUAUAACAGGACUAAUCCAUAUUAUGUUCGGGAUUCAUUUGAAUUUAGUAAGACGAUGAAUGGGCUGGUGAUCCCGGAUGGAUAUGUGAUGGUGAGCCUGGAUGCAGUUUCUUUGUUCACUAAUAUCACCUUGGAAACAUCUAAGAGAUCAAUAAUAAAACACUGGGAGGAAAUACAACCAAACUGCCCUAUGGAUCAAAAACACUUCUUGGGGUUGCUGGAUGUGGUUUACCAAACAACAUACUGCAGAUUUAAUGAUGGUUUCUACAAACAACAAAAAGGCACACCCAUGGGUUCUGAGGUGUCUCCGAUCCUUUCACAAUUCGUGAUGGAUGACCUGUUGGAUGAGAGUAUCCCUAGAUUAACAUUUACUUUGCUACAGGUUAAAAAGUUCUUGGAUGAUUUAUUUUGCCUGAUGCCGGAGGACAGGAUCGGAGAAGUGGUGGAUGUGUUCGAUGAAUUUGACAUAAAUAUUUCAUUUACAACUGAGGUAGAAGUAGAAGGCAGAUUACCCUUCUUGGAUGUGUUACUGGUGAGAGAAAAUCAAACCAUUAUUACAGAUUGGUAUACCAAACCAAUGGCGUCUGGCCGGUAUCUCAACUAUUACUCCAGUCAUCAACUGAAACAUAAGUUAAUUCUCAUCACAGGUAUGAAGAAUAGACUAUAUGGUAUAUGUGAUAGAUCCAAAUAUGAGGGCUCAUUACAGAGACUUAAAACCCUAUUAAUAUAG